AAUUUACCGGAUAGAAAUAAGCUGUUGUAAUACCUGAGUAGUAGUUGCUAAAUAUUGUUUUUUCAUGAGAACCAAAAUGUAUUUAUAGCGAAAUGGUCCUGUGGCCCUGAGGAUGGUGAAACACCAUUGUGAAUAUAUUGUGGCCUGAGGAUGGUGAAACACCAUCCUCAAGGCCACAAUAUAUUCACCAAUGAUGUUUCAGAGAGCCUGAUAAAAAUGGCUAGCAUUGCUCGUCAAGGUUGCAUCCUUGCUAUCUUUAUGAUUGCCUGUAGUUUAAAGUUUUAAAGUUGGUUAUAUUCUAGUUUUUUUUCUUAUUGAUGUUUACAAUUUCUGACAAUUAUAAUGAAUUUUCAUUUCGGUAAUUUCUGCAUUUAGUUUAGAAGAAUUUCCAAUCUGUGAAUGUAAGGUAAUUUAUUAUCUGCUUGAACUGAUCACUAUCUAGGAGCUACUUUAUGUCAAAUGGAAUUUAGAGUUUCAUAAUUAAAAUUUGUCAAGAAUGUCUGCUGAACUAAAACAAUAUUAUCUUAAAUAUUAUGGGAAAAUUAGUGAACUUCAACCACUAUUAAAAGCACCUGCAAAUGUUGAUCUAAUGAAUAAAUUUGUUGAUCUAUGUAUUGUUGAUGCAGCGAAGCCACAAAUGGAUGCUGUUUUUAGUGUUGAACGAAAAGAAUUUCUUGAAAAGCAAAUGCAUUAUACACCAAUUCCAUAUAGUGAACUAUUUAUGAACGAAAAAUCGGUAAUAUUAGUAUCUGGAAUUGCUGGUAUUGGGAAAACAUGGUUGCUUAGAAAAUGUUUGCUUGAUUGGUCAAAUGAUUUAAUUUGGAAAAAUGUUGAACUUGUUUUUUAUUUAGAAUGCAGGAGGAUUAAUCAAUAUGAAAAUAUUUUUAGUAUAAAUGAUUUACUAAGCGUUUUCUACAAAGAUAUUAUAAGUAACUUAAAUAUUAGUAUUACCACUGCACUGUUUCUAAUUGAUGGGUUAGAUGAGUUUAAAUAUUUCAAUGAGUUAUCAAAUCCAAAUUUAAAAUGUAAAUAUCCAAUUGUUAAUGUUUUAGCAGAAAUUCAAAACUAUAAACAUUUAGUUGCUGGUAGAGUUUAUGCAAUUGAUCAAUACCAAAGUAUUUAUACAGAUCAUAGUGAUAAGUUAACCAUUCAAAUAAUGGGGUUUAACAAAAAUGGAAUAGCGAAUUAUGUAGAAAAUCAUGUUAAGGAAGAAAAAAAAGGAAUUGUAAAUGCAACUUUAAUGGAAUCUCCAAUUGCAAAAGCUAUGGCAUCUGUUCCUUUUUAUUUAUCUUCUAUGUGUAAAAUUAUCAGUGAUUCAAAAGAAAUAAGUACAAUAUCUUUCUUAACAAUGACAGAUUUGUAUGCAAACAUUUUUUUAUACUUUUUACAAAAACACAUCAUUAAAAACAAUGAAAUGAUUUAUCAGAUAAUGGAAAACGAUUCUAAUAAAACAUAUAUUUUAAAUAUUUGUAAAAUUGCAUAUGAAUUGUUUCUUGUAAAUAAAAUAAUUUUUUCAAAAGAAGAGCUUCAAACUUUUAUUGGUGACUUUGAUAAAAAUGAAUAUUUUUUUGGAUUUAUAGAAAGGAUUGAAACGAAUCUGGGAUGUUAUUAUCAGUUUGCACAUUUGACAAUAAUGGAAUUUUGUGCAUCUGUAUAUGCUUAUAAUUGUUUAAGUAGUGUUGAAAUUAUGACCAAUGAAAAGCUGAAGAGUUGUUUAUCAAUGAUUUGUGGAUUAUCUAAUGCUAGUCAAAAUAGUUUAUUAAAGUUUCUUGUUAAUCUGAAUCCUUCAAAAAGUCCCUAUAAAAAGUUUAUUCAAUUUAUAAUGAAUCUAUUCAAGAAUCCUUCAAUAAAGUCCAAUGAAAAAUCUAUCUUUUUGUAUUCUAUUUUGGAUCGUCUAUCUAAAAGUAUUGAAGUAUUUAAUGGUUACAAUUUUUUCUACGAAUGUUUUUACGAAAGUCAAUCGUCAUUCACUGAUGAAAUAAAAUUAAUUGUUGAUGAACGAAAUUUUGGUUUUGGUUGGACGAUUUCGAUUGACGAUGGAAAAACUUCUUACGCAACUUCUUGCGAUAAUUAUUUCGUAAAUUAUUACAUAAAAUCUGGAAGAAAGUUAUCGUGGUUAAAUGUUAAUAAAAAUAUUUUAAGUGAUGAAGAAAAAAAUCUUAUAAUUCGAUGUUCAACUAAUGUUCGCAAUGUCAGCUUUUAUCGUCCAAUUAAUUUCGAGGGAUGGAAACCGAAAGAUAAGAUUGAAGUGUUGUGGAUAUGGAUCUUAAAUUAUUUAAUAACAAAAAAAGAUUUUGAAGAAAAUUUUCUUCCUUGGAUUAAUCUUUGUGAAGAAUUAAAUCUUGAACUUCACGCCGACAUUGAUUUCUUUAAAGACAUUUGUGAAUGGAUUCGUUGUUCGAACAUCAAGAAGUUUCAGAUCAAGUACCGUGGAAAAUAUUUUCGUAACCUCGAUGAAUUAACUUUAUAACGCGGAAAAAUGUUUAAUAUUUUAAAUAUAUAAAAUAAAAACAAUAAUUAUAAAAUAUUAAA
Molecule: messenger RNA, 2532 nt
Organism: Hydra vulgaris (swiftwater hydra)
Lineage: Eukaryota; Metazoa; Cnidaria; Hydrozoa; Anthoathecata; Hydridae
Source: RefSeq, a predicted model, not a curated record